Molecule: messenger RNA, 447 nt
Organism: Rhizophagus irregularis DAOM 181602=DAOM 197198
Lineage: Eukaryota; Fungi; Glomeromycota; Glomeromycetes; Glomerales; Glomeraceae
Source: RefSeq, a predicted model, not a curated record
AUGAACAUACAACGGUUUAAAUAUCAUGUACUCGCAAAUUUUAAUAGAAUCAUUCGACAUCGUAAUGUACAAACACUCGCGGAUCUAUCAUGGGGUAGAAGAUUAACCGGAAAAGAUUUAGUAAAUCAAUGUGUAAUCCGGGAAGCUCAUAGAUUGCAAAUUUAUGAUCGGAAUAUAAUUGAUUUAACAACGAAUUUUAUUUGGAAUGAUUUAUCACCUUCGCGAAGGAAUCAUUUCAAUGGAAUUGCAAAUAAUGCAAAUAAUAUAAACCGGAAUCGUAUGUUAAGAAUUAAUUCGAUAGAUAACACUGACUCUCUUAAUCGAAUCGCUCAAAUCACUUAUCAACAAAUUACAAGUAAUUAUCUAGAACAAAAUUUUUACAACGGAACGAAUUUUAACGAUAAUAAUAGUUUCGAAUCCUCAAUUUUACCGUCUGGAUUUCAAUAA